Messenger RNA from Dicrocoelium dendriticum, 1425 nucleotides. Lineage: Eukaryota; Metazoa; Platyhelminthes; Trematoda; Plagiorchiida; Dicrocoeliidae. The record is from the annotation of a GenBank genome assembly.
AUGCCAAAAGUGUUUCGGCCAAAACUGGCCAAUCCCGUCGUUAAAGCAGCACCUAGCCAACCUGCUGCUUGUUCACCGAAACUAGAUUCCAGACCAAAGUCUCUUUCACCUGUGCGUUCGCCUCCAGCUAGAAAAGAUGCGUACUCCAUUCCAAAAGUAAAUCCCAUCCAACCUGUUGUGGAUAUAGAUCAGCCGGUUCCCGAAAAGCAGACCAUUCCUGUUCCUGAUGUCGGAGUGGAGUUAUUUUCUUCAAAGAAGAAAAGACACACAUCCGCAAAAUGUAACCGUGAUCCUUGUCCUGCCGCGGAUCAACCACUUGAUCGGUCCUCUGUGUCCUUGCGUUCACUUCUACACUGGAUCCCAACGAACAAGCCCCCUCCGUCCUAUCGGCUGGAACGGUCUAAUGCACCUUCAUCUGCCUCCUCAAUCGCGUCUGAAAAACAAGAACCAAAUGUGAAAGAACUCCCAAUCAAAUCCUCUUUGGCUUCAAUGACUACACCGGAAGUACCACCCUCGCAAUUGGACAUGUUGGCGCCUCAGCUUAGGUUAGACGCGAAUGGGAAUAUCGUAAUUGACGAAACCAGUUUGUUGGUCUCGGUGCAAGAGGAAACGGAUCGCAGUCAUUUGCGUCAUGUGACUGAAGAGGGAGGUGUGCUCGGUGUAACCUACAACAGUUUCCGUCGACCACGUGAUCGUCAACGGGGUCGUUGGACGAAUCGCGAGCUAAUUCGAUUCUAUCGCGCUUUGAGCACAGUUGGCCCGGACUUCUACCUCAUGACCAAUUUGUUUCCCAAUCGGACACGUUUGGAGCUGAAGCGGAAAUUCAAACGUGAAAACCGUGUCAAUCCUUACCUCGUCGACCAGGCACUGCGCAAUCGACGCUCUUACGAUUUGGCCGCGCUUGUCCCUCUUAGUGAUGACGACGAAGAUGAGGACGAUAUCAAGCCGACCGUGAAGACAGAAUCGCAAUCAACAGAAACUAAACCAUUGAGAAAACCAAGGAGACGAAAUCCACAGCCCGUCAACUCCGACACAUUGGACGAAAUAAUCGACUCCGUCCUGGCCAGGUACACCCGAGACACCUCUCUGCCUGUAUGUCCCUCCAACUCUAGUGAUGCGUCCGCCCCUCCGAGUACGAGCAACGGGGACUUACAGACGAAUGAACUGGUGUCACCAACGAAUCCACCGACUCAUGUCCGGGCGCCUGGGGUCCCCACGUUGCUACAACAGAUGAUACUUCACAAACAGCGCCAGUCCGAGUCCAUUGCGCAAUCAGAAGUUGAUAUGGUCGAGGAACCAAGCGAACCACCCACCUCUGUUUCUGUUCCCCAACCUCCUGUCGAGGUCCCUCGAACCAGGCAUUUUUCUAGCCUUUCGGCCACCGAUCGACUGUUGCAACUCAGCCAGUCUAUCUUAGGCGAUUGA